Messenger RNA from Psylliodes chrysocephalus, 1710 nucleotides. The record is from the annotation of a GenBank genome assembly. NCBI's taxonomy places the organism in Eukaryota, Metazoa, Arthropoda, Insecta, Coleoptera, Chrysomelidae.
AUGAAUGUUAUAUCAGCAAUUAAGGCUUACAUUGUAAAAAUGACAUCGGAAAGUGAACCGGGAAUGAAAAUAUUGCUAAUGGAUAAAGAAACUACAAGCGUUAUAAGUAUGGUAUACGGACAAUCUGAAAUCCAACAAAAAGAAGUAUUUCUGCUAGAACGAAUAGAUUCACCUAAUUUUGCAAAUUCCACGGGUCUACGAUACCUCAAAUGUUUAGUAUUCGUAAGGCCUACCCAACAAAACAUCACAGCACUGUGCAAUGAACUCCGCAACCCUAAAUAUGGAGCUUACUAUAUUUAUUUUAGUAAUAUAAUAGCGAAAGCCGAUAUAAAAAUUCUUGCUGAACAUGAUGAGCAUGAGGUUGUGAAGGAAGUACAGGAAUUGUAUAUGGAUUAUUUGGCUGUAAAUCCACAUUUGUUUUCGAUUGGAUUGAGUACUUGUUUCUUGAAUUUAAAUUGGAAUCCGUCGGCAUUGCAAAGAACUGUACAAGGUAUCAUAUCUGUCUUAUUAUCGCUUAAAAAAUGUCCAGUUAUCCGCUACCAAGCCAAUUCUAAUGUCUGUAAAGAUUUAGGAACUAGAAUAGAUGAAAUAAUCAGCAAAGAAUCUUCAUUAUUCGCAUUUAGCCAAAGUAAUAAUUCACUAUUAUUAAUUUUGGAUCGCAGAGAUGAUCCUAUAACGCCUUUAUUGAACCAGUGGACCUACCAAGCGAUGGUACAUGAACUUCUUACUAUAAACAAUAACAGAGUUAAUCUAUCUGAUAUAAAUGGCAUACCAAAAGAGUUAUCUGAAGUUGUACUAUCUGUAGAACAAGACACGUUUUAUGCUAAGAAUAUAUUUAUGAAUUAUGGUGAAAUCGGUACCAACAUCAAAGAAUUAAUGGAUCAAUUCCAAGCCAAAGCCAAAAGCCAUCAAAAAAUCGAAUCAAUAGCUGAUAUGAAAAGUUUUGUGGAGUCUUAUCCCCAAUUUAAGAAACUAUCAGGGAACGUGACAAAGCACGUUACAGUUGUAGGCGAAUUAAACACCAUGGUUAACAAAUUCAAUUUACUAGACAUGUCUGAAGUUGAACAAGAGCUUGCUUCGCAAAAUAACGACCAUUACAGUCAUUUACAGAGCGUUAAAAAGCUAUUGAACAAUGAGAAAAUCCGUGAUAUCGAUGCCACGAAACUAGUCAUGCUGUAUGCCUUGCGAUACCAAAAUCACAACAAUAAUGAUUUGACAGGUUUAAUUGACCUGCUGAAGCGACGAGGCAUAACAGCAAGGUUCUUAAAGAACAUCGUUAAUAUAAUAGAAUACGCCGGUUCUCACGCUAGACAAAGCGACCUAUUUAACGUAGAAAAUGCUGUCAAAAUAACCAAACGAUUCAUCAAAGGAUUGAGUGGCGUUGAUAACGUUUACACCCAACACAAGCCUUUGCUACACGAAACUUUGGAAGAUCUAGUAAAAGGCAGGCUGAGAGAUCACCUGUACCCUUAUCUAGGGGGCCACGGAAGCGGACGGCAACAAGACAUAAUCGUUUUUAUCGUAGGCGGGGCAACUUAUGAGGAAUCCUUAACUGUGCAUUCCAUAAAUAGGAAUAAUCCGAACUUUAACAUUCUAUUAGGUGGCACUACCGUUCACAAUUCCGCUAGUUUCUUGCAAGAAGUUGAUCAGGCUACUAAGAAUGUCCCAAGGAAGCAUACCAGGACGAUCAGGAAUAUUCAGUUUGAUUAA